Messenger RNA from Salvelinus fontinalis (brook trout), 691 nucleotides. It is a transcript of the gene drc8, whose product is annotated as EF-hand calcium binding domain 2. Lineage: Eukaryota; Metazoa; Chordata; Actinopteri; Salmoniformes; Salmonidae. The coding region runs from base 53 to 544 and encodes 163 amino acids. The record is from RefSeq and is a predicted model, not a curated record. Gene Ontology annotation, molecular function: calcium ion binding. The transcript has 7 exons.
UGCCAAUCAAAAGCCAUAUAUGGUCUCCUAGCAACAACAGUAAAUAAAGAAAAUGGCGGAAGACAAGGAAAGCGCAGAGGCCAUAGUAUCGGAGGUCCACAAGAAGAUCCGCGCUGCUUUUGAUGUGUUUGACCACGAGUUCAACAAGACAGUGGAUGUCAGGGAGAUAGGCACUAUCAUCCGCUCCCUAGGCUGCUUCCCUAACGAAGGGGAGCUACAUGACGUCAUAGCAGAGAUUGAGGAGGAGGAGCCGACGGGAUACAUCCGCUUUGAGAAGUUCCUCCCCACCAUGACCAAGGUUCUAAUGGAGCGCAAGUUCCGGCCCAUCCCAGAGGACCUGAUGCUCCAGGCCUUUGAGGUUCUAGAUAAGCAGAAAAAGGGACAUUUGGAACUGGAGGAGCUCACAAAGUACAUGACACAGGAAGGAGAGCCCUUCACCCAGGAAGAGAUGGAGGAGAUGUUGUCAGCUGCAAUGGACCCUGACAAGAACCUCAUCUUCUACAAAGACUUUGUUAGCAUGAUGACUGUGGAUGACCCCAGAUAGACUCUCAAUCACACACACACACACACACACACCAACACUCACCAACACAUACACAUUCCUGCUGGGAGUAAUGACAAAUGUAACCGUUGUCUUGCGUAAUUGUUAUAUUGUUAUAGUCUAAUACAGCAUAUAAUGUGGUAUUGUAAA